Molecule: messenger RNA, 2862 nt
Organism: Plasmodium falciparum 3D7
Lineage: Eukaryota; Apicomplexa; Aconoidasida; Haemosporida; Plasmodiidae
Product: phosphatidylinositol 4-kinase
Biological process (GO): phosphatidylinositol-3-phosphate biosynthetic process
Molecular function (GO): 1-phosphatidylinositol 4-kinase activity; 1-phosphatidylinositol-3-kinase activity
Source: RefSeq, a predicted model, not a curated record
AUGGGAAGCAGCAGCUUGCCGAUGUCCCAACAAAUGUAUUUUAGUACUCACAAUGCCUUAAGAAUAAAUGAAGAAAACGAUGUAAUAAAUACUUUAUUUUAUGAAAUAAAUGGAAGUCGACAUAUAAGUUUAUUAAUCUUUCCAUUUUAUGAUGUCCAAAUGUUAAAAAGAUUGUUGAUUAAAAAAUUAAAUUUACCAGGUGGUGUUAAAGUGAAUGACAUCAUUAUAUUUUAUAAAGGUAUUAAGUUACCAAAUUAUCGUAUUAUAAGUACAUACAUAGAUAAUAAUAAUAAUAGAAAUGAUAAAAAAAAAAAAAAAAAAAAAAUUAAUAAAUUAUACUGGGCUAUAAAAGAUACUAAUCCAAAUGCUUCUAUACGUGUUAUUGAUAGUACUAAAAAUUAUCCAGAAUUUUUUGAAGAUAUAUUAAAUGAAAUUAAGUUGUCAUUUAAAAAAAAUAUUGCUCCAAAAUUAACUAUGGAUGGUACAGGAGGAACGUAUUUAUUAUAUAAUGCAAAAAAAAAAAUUUGUUCUGUCUUUAAACCUUUAGAUGAAGAAGCUUUUGCUCCUUUUAAUCCUCGUGGUUAUGAAGGGAAAAUGUAUCAAGAGGGAUUUCGUGCUGGUGUAUUAUCUGGAGAAGGAGCUAGUAGAGAAAUAGCAGCUUACCUUUUGGAUAAUUGUUAUAAUAACUUUAGUAAUGUUCCUUGUACCAUUAUGGUAGAAGCUUGUAAUCCGCAUUUUAAUAAUAAAAGCAAAUUAAAAUAUGUUGAUAAAGAAACAAACCUAAAAUGGAAAUGUGGAUCAUUACAAGAAUUUAUUGAUUCUAGAGAAAGUGUAGGGAAUUAUGAUUAUAAACAAUUUAGUAUAAGAGAUAUUCAUAAAAUUGCUAUCUUAGAUAUUAGGGUAAUGAACCUAGACAGAAAUGAUGGUAACAUAUUAGUCUCACCUUUGAAAACAUUAAAAGAUUCUUGUAACCAGUUUGUUUAUAGAAAUAAUAAAUUUACAAGUUCUAAUAAUGAGGAUAUGUUGAAGAGAAUUAUAACUAUAGACAAAAAGCCUUCACGAUAUACUUUAAUACCUAUAGAUCAUGGGCUUAUACUUCCCCAUAUAAUGGACGUUGCUGAAAUUGAUUUGGUGUGGUUUGAAUGGCCCCAAAUAAAGAUUCCUCUAGAUGAUGAAGAGCUGGAAGUUGUCUUUUCGUUCGAUCCAGACAAAGAUGCCGAAAAAGUACGAAAUAAAUUACUUAUCAGAGAAGAUUGUAUACGUACUAUGAGAGUAUGUACAAGACUUUUACAAAUAGGAGCCAAAAUGCAUUUAACCUUAUAUGAAAUAGCAAAGAUAAGUACGAGGAAAAACAUUGACGAAGAAUCUAUUCUAGAGCACCUAGUUAAGGAUUCAAUCACACAAGCCUACCAAAUGAUGGAUUAUACAUCCCUUAUGAGCACAAACAGAUUAGGAUACAUCCUGGAUCUUGCCGAAAUUAAAAUGAAUAAGAAAAAAAAAAAUAGCAAAAUAAAAACUGUAGAAAUUAAUGAUGAUAAGAUAAUAAAUCAACUCUAUGAAAAAAAUCAAGGAAAUCUUUUUUUUAAUGAGAAGGGAGAAACAACAGGAGGGGAGGGGAGCUUGAAAAGUCCUCCGAGUAUAAAAAAAGAUAAUGAUAUCAUAAAAUCGAAUAUUUAUAAUAAAAAUGUAAGUAAUAAUAAUCUAAUCAAAGAUGUCGAUGAUAUGAUAUCAAUUAACAGCUCUUCAAAUACUACGAAUAGUAUAAAAAAUGUUAGUUUAAUAAAUGAAAGUUAUAAAAAUAUAUAUAGUAAUAAUGUCAUAAAAAAUAAUAAUAGUGAUUUUUUUAAUAAAAAUAUAGAAAAUAAUAUUGAUUUGAUGAAUAUAACAAACCAAGUUAACAAUAUAAAUUUGUGUUUAAAUAUAAAAAAAGAAGAUAAUGAAACGAAUGGAGAAGAAAAUGAUAUGAGUCUUAAACAAAAUAAUUUAAAACACACUCAUUUGAAUUCUAGGAGUGAUUUUAGUAAAGAAUGUGAAAACACAACAGAAAGUAAAAAUAUAACCAUGAAGUUAAAAAAAGAAAACUUUUCAAAUAAUUCACCAGACAAUUUAUUAGACAAACCAUUAGAUACUUUAUUAAAUGAACCUUUAGAUCAUUUUUUAGGAAAGCCAUUAAAUAAAUUUGUAGAUAAACCUUUGGAUAAUAUGUUAGAAAAUAUAUCCGGUGAAGUUUCAGAUAUGUCAAACAUAUCUAAUAAUCUAUCAAAUGUUUCUGACAAAAUAAAAGUCGAUACAAGUGAAUAUAAAGAUGAAGCAUUAUUUUGUAAUUCCCCUAAUGAUGAUACCAAGGUUAAGAAGAAAAAGAAAAAAAAAGACUCUGAUCUGGAUGGCUAUCCAAAGGAUCAAAAGAACUAUACAAAUUGUGAUGACGGCGAUAAAAUUAAUAGUGAUGAUAAUGGCAUAAAUAAAGAAAAUGAAAUGAUAAAUCAGGUGAAAAAUAAUUUAAAUGAUGAUGAAGAAGAGGAAGAAGAAGAGGAAGAAGAAGAGGAGGAAGAAAAUGAUGAUUAUGAUGUAACCUUCAAAAAACCUUCAGGUACUAUUAAAAGAAUAAGUGAAAAUACAGGAACAGCAUAUAGAAGUAUGGAGAUGAAUAAAAUUAAUUCUAUAUGGAUGAUAAGAGAUAAAAAUAAUAAAAUUAUAAAUGUAAAAUGGGAAAAUAAAAUAUUUGAGAAAUUGUUUUUUGAAACUUUUGAAAAUUAUAUAAAAAAAUAUAUUAAUGAUUAUCAUCGGGAUUGGAGAAAUUAUCCAUAUAAUGGUUCAAAAAUAACGACAACAAAACAUGCUUAUCUAAAUAAUAUAAAAUGA